GUGUUUGUGAGGAUGAACUGUGUAUAAACAUGAGAACAUGUACUGUUAGGUUUAGUAGCUCUACAUUGAUGAAGUGUAUCCAGGAUUAUUUUAAAUGGACCAUUAAAGCCAAGCUAACGACCCUCUACAGUAUUUACCUCAGAAUCUACUUUCUCUUGUUUUCAUGUGAACAGUUUAAAUGUCACACACUCAUGGAUUUAACACUGUAACAUUAACUUGUUUGUUUUUCCUUCAUCCUCCUUCUUGUGUCCAAUUUCUCUCCUGCAGGACCUGAAACUGGAAGGCUGGAAGUUACGAGUGAAGCUCAACGAUGAAAACCCCAUCAUGUUCACAUUUGAGGAGUCAAUUACACUCAGAGCUGAUAAGAAUGUCACUAUAUGGGCCUUUGGUUGUGGUUUCCAUAAUCCUCCCUCUUACCUGAGAUGGAAUGACCUGAAGUGUUGGACCAAAGGAGACAAACUCCUCGUUGAGCUCAUCAACUGUCAUGAAGAGAUCGUGAAAACCACUGAAACACAAGAUGUAAGCAAACAAAACAACACCAACCCAGCUGGCAAAAACUCAACAGAGAUCUUAGUGGAGAUCGACCCAGAUGGAAAAUAUCUCUUUCUCACCAACGAGUCUAAAGAGGACCUGAAACUGGAAGGCUGGAAGUUACGAGUGAAGCUCAACCAUGAAAACCCCAUCAUGUUCACAUUUGAGGAGUCAAUUACACUCAGAGCUGAGGAGAAAGUCACUAUAUGGGCCUUUGGUUGUGGUUUCCAUAAUCCUCCCUCUGACCUGGUAUGGAAGGAGCUGAAUCGUUGGACCAAAGGAGACAAACUCCUCGUUGAGCUCAUCAACUGUCAUGAAGAGAUCGUGAAAACCACUGAAAGCCCAGAUAUAAGCCAACAUAAUGACACCAACCCAGCUGGCAAAAACUCAACAGAGGUCUUUGUGGAGAUCGACCCUAAUGGAAAAUAUCUCUGUCUCUUCAACAAGUCUAAAGAGGACCUGAAACUGGAAGGCAGGAAGUUACGAGUGAAGCUCAACCAUGAAAACCCCAUCAUGUUCACAUUUGAGAAGUCAAUUUCACUCAGAGCUGAGAAGAGUGUCACUAUAUGGGCCCAUGGUUAUGGUUUCCAUCAUCCUCCCUCUGACCUGAAAUGGAAGGAACUGAGGCGUUUGGCCGAAGGAGACAAACUCCUCGUUGAGCUCAUCAACUGUCAUGAAGAGAUCAUGAAAACCACUGAAACACAAGGGGCAAGCCAACAUAAUGACACCAACCCAGCCGGCAAAAACUCAACAGAGGUCUUUGUGGAGAUCGACCCAAAUGGAAAAUAUCUCCGUCUCACCAACAAGUCUAAAGAGGACCUGAAACUGGAAGGCUGGAAGUUACGAGUGACGGUCAACGAUGAAAACUCCAUCAUGUUCACAUUUGAGGAGUCAUUUAUACUCAGAGCUGAGGAGAAAGUCUAUAUAUGGCCCUCAGGUACUGGCUUCCUUUCUCCUGGUCCCUCUAACCUGAAAUGGAAGGACCUGAAGCGUUGGAACAAAGGAGACAAACUCCUCGUUGAGCUCAUCAACUGUCAUGAAGAGAUCAUGAAAACCACUGAAACACAACAUAAUGACACCAACCCAUCUGGCAAAAACUCAACAGACGUCUUUUUGGAGUUCGACCCAGAUGGAAAAUAUCUCUGUGUCACCAACAAGUCUAAAGAGGACCUGAAACUGGAAGGCUGGAAGUUACGAGUGAAGCUCAACGACCAAAACCCCAUCAUGUUCACAUUUGAGGAGUCAAUUACACUCAGAGCUGAGGAGAAAGUCUAUAUAGGUGUCGAUGAUUAUGGUUUCCAUCAUCCUCCCUCUGACCUGUUAUGGAAGGACCUAAAGCAUUGGAACAAAGGAGACAAACUCCUCGUUGAGCUCAUCAACUGUCAUGAAGAGAUCAUGAAAACCACUGAAACACAAGGGGCAAGCAAACAUAAAGACACCAACCCAGCUGGUAAAAACUUAACAGAGUUCUUUGUGGAGGUCGACCCAAAUGGAAAAUAUCUCCGUCUCACCAACGAGUCUAAAGAGGACCUGAAACUGGAAGGCUGGAAGUUACGAGUGAAGCUCAACGACAAAAACCCCAUCAUGUACACAUUUGAGGAGUCAAUUACACUCAGACCUGAGAAGAGUGUCACUAUAUGGGUCCCAGGUUUUGGUUUCCAUUCUCCUCCCUCUAACCUGACAUGGAAGGACCUGAAGCAUUGGGCCAAAGGAGACAAACUCCUCGUUGAGCUCAUCAAGUGUCAUGAAGAGAUCGUAACAACCACUGAAGAGCAGAGGAAGGAACAAACUGAAAAAGAAGUGGAGACACUGAAGAAGGAGCUGCAGACCAAGCAGGAGGAGUUUGAUGCCAAAACCAAAGAGUUGGAUAGAAAACAAACCAAUGCUGACAGACUGUUGCAGGAAGAGAAACAGAACAGAGAGAAAGAAGUGAAGGACCUGAAGAAUCAGCUGGACUCAAAGCAAAAAGAGCUGGAGAAAAUCAUAGAUGAUUGGAGUCCAUUUAGUGACGAGGAGGAUCAGCAGAGGAAGGAACAAACUGAAAAAGAAGUGGAGACACUGAAGAAGGAGCUGCAGACCAAGCAGAAGGAGUUUGAGACCAAAACCAAAGAGUUGGAUGGAAAACAAACCAAUGCUGACAGACCGCUGCAGGAGGAGAAACCGCACAGAGAGAAAGAAGUGAAGGACCUGAAGAAUCAGCUGGACCUAAAGACAAAAGAGGUUGAAAACAAACAAGCUGAAUGUGAUCUCACGGAGCUGCAGCAGCCCCAUGAAGAGAAUCAGAGGAGGGAGAGAGAGCUGCAGACCCUGAAGGAGAAUCUGGAGACCAAGACCAAAGAGCUGGAGACAAUCAUAGAAAAUUGGAGUCCAUUCAGUGACGAGGAGGAGGAGCAGAGGAAGGAACAAACUGAAAAAGAAGUGGAGACACUGAAGAAGGAGCUGCAGACCAAGCAGGAGGAGUUUGAGACCAAAACCAAAGAGAGGCCAAAUGUAAGCCAACAUAAUGACACCAACCUGGCUGACCAAAACUCAACUGAGGUCUUUGUGGAGUUCGACCCAAAUGGAAAAUAUCUCCGUCUCACCAACAAGUCUAAAGAGGACCUUAAACUGGAAGGCUGGAUGUUACGAGUCAAGCUCAACGAUGAAAACCCCAUCAUGUACACAUUUAAGAAGUCAUUUAAACUUAGAGCUGAGAAGAAAGUGACUAUAUGGGUCCCAGGUUCAGGUUUCCAUCUUCCUCCCUCUAACCUGACAUGGAAGGAACUGAAGCGUUGGAACAAAGGAGACAAACUCCUCGUUGAGCUCAUCAACUGUCAUGAAGAGAUCGUGAAAACCACUGAAGUAUAAUAAUCAGCCCAGCUGCCACACAGUGUUUUAGUUUAGUGCAGGCGAGGAGUUCCGGUCCUCUGAAAUGAGGCCAACGCAGAAGUAAUUUAAAACUGCAUUCUAUCAAAUGGCCACCAGGGGGCGACCGUUUUGGUGUCAAAAGGACUUCCGUCUCUAUACAAGUCAAUGGAGAAUUCACCAACUUCUCAC
Messenger RNA from Scomber scombrus (Atlantic mackerel), 3567 nucleotides. RefSeq lists its product as uncharacterized. The record is from RefSeq and is a predicted model, not a curated record. The transcript has 28 exons. Lineage: Eukaryota; Metazoa; Chordata; Actinopteri; Scombriformes; Scombridae. Bases 325 to 3378 code for a protein of 1017 amino acids.